Messenger RNA from Pieris brassicae (large cabbage white), 2215 nucleotides. It is a transcript of the gene DCTN4-p62, whose product is annotated as dynactin subunit 4. The record is from RefSeq and is a predicted model, not a curated record. Gene Ontology annotation, cellular component: dynactin complex. Bases 86 to 1534 code for a protein of 482 amino acids. The transcript has 8 exons. NCBI's taxonomy places the organism in Eukaryota, Metazoa, Arthropoda, Insecta, Lepidoptera, Pieridae.
AUUGUGAUUCGUGAAUCAAAUCGAUUGGGAUUUUUGCACUUACUCAAAAAUUAUUCGUUAAAGAAAUUUCAUAAGCUUUUAUAUUAUGGCUUAUUUAGUACAGCCAGAUUAUGUGAAAUAUGUCUGCAGUUGCGGACAAAUGAAACCGAUUACUAACUUGUAUUUCUGUCGUCAUUGCUUAAAAAUUCGAUGUGGAUUCUGUAUAUGUCAUGAGGUUGACUCACAUUAUUGUGCAAACUGCCUAGAAAACAUGCCUUCAUCUGAAGCAAGACUGAAGAAGAACCGCUGCAGUAGUUGUUUUGAUUGCCCAAGUUGCUUUCAUACAUUAUCAACCCGUGCUACUAUGGUCCAGCCAAGACAGGACCCUGCCUCUGGUGAUGCUAAGGUUGAAAAUAAGCAGCCAAAGAAAAUGUACUAUUUGUCAUGUUUUAACUGUCGCUGGACAUCCAGGGAUGUUGGGAUACCGGACCAACCUGUUGCAUCUGGUGGCUGGCCAGAAAGGGUAAACCCAUUUGCAAAUCGGUUUGCACAGUUGAUGGAAUAUUAUAAGGCUAUAGCACAGCAAGAGAAACAAGAAAAACUUGAUAAAGAAAGAAAGAAGUUUGCUAUCAGAGGAAACUAUAUAACUCUUACUGAUAAAACGGGCCUGACUGGAGCCAUGGCUCGAAAUAGAGCGGGUAUGCCAUCUAGUGAGAGUACUUCUAGUGCAAUUGCUAACUUUGUGCUGAGUCAGGCCACGGAGGAAGUUGAAGAAUUGCCAGAUGACUACCACUCCAGGGAGGUUAACUUAAAAAUGAUAACAACAAUGCCACAACGUCUGGCAUCGCCAGAGUGGCAAGCCCAACAAGUAUCCCGCUUACAACCGAUUGCCCGUCCUCUGAGUGUGAAAAGAAGUCAGCGUUGCAGGCAAUGUGACCACAACCUUACUAAGCCUGAAUAUAAUCCUGGCUCUAUUAAGUUUAAAAUUGAGUUGCUUGCAUUCUACCAUGUUCCAGAAGUGAAGAUUAUCUCAUAUGAGACAAUAAAGCCAGGUGUUACAUCAGCAUUGCUGCUGAAGCUGACAAAUCCGACAGCUCACGAAAUGCAAAUACAACUCAUACAACCAAAUGAAGUGCCUGAAAUUGAAGAGAAAGAAGAACCCAAAAAUAUUGAGAAGUCAUUGGAAAAAUCACUAAACUUGGAAAAGGAUAUGUCUUGGAAGUCGGUUGUGGAACGCAAGCCAACUUUGCCCUCUGCAAUAAAAGUGAAUAACCCAGAGCUAACCUUUACCCUUGCUCAAAGAGAUGAUGCUGCUGAGUAUGAUGAUGAUUCGCAUCAUGACACCAAUGACAUAAUACUUUGGAGGAAAUCCAACAAGCUAGCACUUCGUCUGCAACUGACAGCUGAUGAAAAUGCUAAAGUGGGUCUUCCAGCAGUGGCUGUGAUUGCUUUACAAUACACAUAUCGAAACACAGUUCCACCCACUUCCACUCAGCCCAGAGACCACACCCUCUACACCACAGUCACCAUAGAUCUUGGAAUUGUUUCUCAAUAGUAAAAACACUUAAACAUAAUUUUUUAUAAUAAGAAGUAAAUAAAAUAUAUUCUAUAUUAUAAUAUAGUAUUUUAAGGUCUCAUAUUAAUUUAUUGCCAUGGCAUCUUUUAGUUAAAUAAGACUGAAAAUGCUCGUUAAGUGAUAUUUAUGUUCCCAAAAUAACUUGAGAUUAUUUGAGCAAAAAUGAACUUGCAUUUUAAAAAAGUUUUUUUGCUAUCAAUAUAAACAGUUUCAGGGGAACCUUUUGCUUGUAUUAAUGUGAAAGCAAUGCAUAAUGAACUUAUUAAAUAGGUGCUACAAGUAGUUGUAAGUUUUAUGCACUUAUCCAUAUUCUAGUCUUAAGAUUUUUUUUACCUUAACAGCUUUAUCAUAUUUUGGUUGUUACUUCUAAAUGUCAAAAAAGUAUUAUUUAUUUUAAUGUAAGUUGAACAAUAUCGAAUAUCUUUUGAAGUCGUAACAUUAACAACAAAUACAGAUAUUGCUUAAACUAAUAUUGUUUCUUUAAUUGUUUUAAACAUCCCAUCUCAAAAUUUGAAAAGUCAAAGUUAAAUCAUUUAUUUCAAUCAGACCACCUAAUGUGGCAACGUUAAAUAAAAUAUAAAGAUAAUUCUAGUUGCCUCUUCCAAAAGGUAGUUUUGAGUGGAGAAGAAUGGGCAAGAAAUUCCAGAAAUGGGUAGAAAU